Molecule: messenger RNA, 1204 nt
Organism: Prunus avium (sweet cherry)
Lineage: Eukaryota; Viridiplantae; Streptophyta; Magnoliopsida; Rosales; Rosaceae
Product: myb-related protein 308
Source: RefSeq, a predicted model, not a curated record
UACAUGAGCCUUUCUCCCUCUCUCUCUCUCUCUCUGAGCGAAAAUGAGAAAACCUUGCUGUGAAAAAGAAGGCACGAACAAAGGAGCUUGGUCUAAACAAGAAGACCAAAAACUCAUUGAUUACAUUAAAUCUCAUGGAGAAGGCUGUUGGCGAUCUCUCCCCAAGGCUGCAGGGUUGCACCGCUGUGGCAAAAGUUGUAGGCUAAGAUGGAUAAACUAUCUAAGGCCAGACAUCAAACGUGGAAACUUUGAGCAAGAUGAAGAAGACCUCAUCAUCAAACUACAUGCCCUUCUUGGCAACCGGUGGUCGCUGAUUGCUGGAAGGUUGCCGGGGAGGACGGACAACGAGGUGAAGAACUAUUGGAAUUCUCACAUCCGGAAGAAGCUAAUUAAAAUGGGCAUCGAUCCCAAUAACCAUAGGCUAAACCAGAUCAUUCCUCGUCCGAAUCCUCAAAACGACUGUGUUUCUGCCGCUGCAACAUCAUCUGGAUCAAUGAGCAAUAUUAGUGCAUGUACUAAAGCACCAAUCAAAUCUUCACGUGAAAUUGAUCAAAGGGCCUCACAAGCUACAAGUGUUCUUGAAGAUGAAACUUCUGGUUCAUCAUCUCGUGACUUGAAUCUCGACCUCACCAUUGCUUUUCCUAAUCCUCCACUUCAAGUUGAGGAAGAGAUGCAAAAAAAUAUUAAAGGGUCCUUCACUAUGGCGAGAGAAAUCGAAACCACCCUUCAGCAUUCACCCACUCUUGCUCUUUUUAGAUAAUACAUAUAAUUUGGAGAAGGAGAUGAAUUGAUCUCUAGCUAGCUGAUCUUGGCCUGGAAUUGGAAAAGGAGGGAAUUACAAGGGGAAUUAUUGUUUGGCUGAUCAAGAACUUUGGCUAGUAUUGACAGAUAGCUAGCAAAGACUAAUGGAGGCACUAACAUGGAGAGAAGGGCCAAACACUUCUUCAUGACAGGCAGCUAGAAUAUUGAUUCCAUUGUAAAGAAAAUCUCAUUAGGCUAUAUAAAUUCUUGGAUGUAGCAUACAAAUUGGAGAUGAACUGCAAAAAUCAGUUGAUCACCAAGAAAUGAAUAUGCAUGGGAAGGGAAAUGUGUGGUGAUUGUAAUUUGUGUUCAGGCAGGGGAGAAUUGAUGUUGAAUGACUAAUAAGCUAGAGGAGUACUAUAUGGUACAUAUCUUAUUUUUAUAGGAGUUUUUAGUUUUAAAA